AUGUCGAGCAACUUCAUGAUUUGGAACGCCCGGGGGGUCGGGAAUGCAGGCACACUGAGCACGCUUAAGCACCUAAUCAAAACAUACAGAAUAUCCGUUGUGGCAAUUAUCGAGCCUCAGGUCUCCCCUCAACCCAACGUUCUUAAUAACAGGCUGGGGUUAGUCUUUAGGGGCAACAACACUAACGAGCAAAUUUGGAUCCUGUCUCAAGAAGAGGUGCAAAUUGAAAUUCUGGAUUACUCGGAACAGCUGCUUCACGUCCGAGGUACAUCCCGACAAUGGCCAUCACAAUGCUAUAUAGCGGUAUCAUAUGGAAAGUGCACACGUCGGGGAAGAUAUCCUCUAUGGAGUAAACUACGAGAGUUGGCAGGGGAAAUGGAUGGCUUGCCCUGGCUGGUGGGGGGAGACUUCAACACCUUGACAUCGGAAAUAGAGAGACAAGGGAGAUCAAAUGGCAGAUAUAGGGAAAUGCUAGAAUAUGUUGAAACAAUCGAAGAUUGCCAACUGUUGGACCCUGAAAGGAGCGCUGAAAAGGAGCGCUGA
Messenger RNA from Salvia splendens (bonfire salvia), 543 nucleotides. RefSeq lists its product as uncharacterized. The record is from RefSeq and is a predicted model, not a curated record. The coding region runs from base 1 to 543 and encodes 180 amino acids. The transcript has a single exon. NCBI's taxonomy places the organism in Eukaryota, Viridiplantae, Streptophyta, Magnoliopsida, Lamiales, Lamiaceae.